AUGUACCUCCUCGCGGCACUGAUCAUGGCGGCGGCCACGCAGCUUGCCGCCGACUCGGCAAACUGCGCAUGGGACACUAGUGCGGCUCAAAUCCAGGCGACGUGCAAUGCUGUCACCCCCGACACGAUCGUGCUUCCGCAGCAGACGACCGUCGCUCUCGACCUGACUCUACUCAACGCUACGGCGUACGACCCGAUCGAGGCAUCCGUACUCGCUCUCGGCAGCAACGACUCGGACGUUCUCGGAAGUGUCCGCGUGCUUUUACCGGCGGCGACCAAUGCAACGCCGCAACACCUCGAGUUUUCACUGUCGACGCCACCGACGCACGUACGCCUGACGCUAUCGUCUGCCAGCAGCACCCUCUGCAGCACAACGUGGGCGUGCUCGGAUGUUGGAAAUACCACCAACUCGACCACCUCCAACGCGACGAUCCCAGCAAUGACACGUGCAGAUGAAAAGUUAUCGGCGCUGAGCUCUGUGCUUGUCGGCGGCCUAGUCGUGUCGGUGGCGGCGGCGAUUGGGGCGGGUGUUUUCGCGUGGCACUUGUAUCGCAAGGGUCGACCGUCGUUGCCUGCGGUACCGGAGCGCUUCCGCUGGUGCACCCUUGUCCGUGCGCCGUCGCUUCGAGGCGAGUUUGCAACGACGGACGACUGGGUCGACAACUGGGCGACGUCUCAAAGCACGAUUAGCAGCCACGAGGACGCACCCGGAAGCGGAUACGAGACGCUGCAGCUGUCGCCGUCGAGCAGUUCCAAGAUGCUUUCGUCGCGCGCCUCGACGACGGACGACGUGGGCUCGUACCGUACGAGUAGCUUGAUCGCUUUGUAA
Molecule: messenger RNA, 828 nt
Organism: Saprolegnia parasitica CBS 223.65
Lineage: Eukaryota; Oomycota; Saprolegniomycetes; Saprolegniales; Saprolegniaceae
Exons: 1
Coding region: 1-828 (275 amino acids)
Source: RefSeq, a predicted model, not a curated record